AGUCACAGAAACCAUUCAACAAUUUGGUCCACCUGAAUCGACGUACAGUCAUUACUGCGAGACUAAUAUACAUCUGUAAUAUUUUUUUAAUUAAUUAUAUUUUUUUAAUGUUACGCAAGAUACGCAGGCAUUAUGGAGCACACUCCUGCGCCUUACGGUCCCAGAGCGGUGUACGGAUAUGCAAUGUACAUAGGCGCGAAUAUGAUUUUCCUAUUAUACGUGAUAUGGACGGUGGUGCCGGACGAAGUGCUGCACGAUUAUUUCGGUCUGACUUACUGGCCGUCAAAAUAUUGGGCGGUCGCGAUUCCCAUAUGGGCGCUAACCGCCCUCGCUACAUUCGCCUUUCUGAUCUAUCCGGCUAUCAAUAUGUCAAUAACUCCGGAUAUCGAUGAUAUACGCACCAUCACGGAUAAAUACGCCCUGCAAAAAACUGAGACUACUCCAGGCGGAAUACCAGCUGUCUCUGAUAUACCCAUUACAGAAGUUUGCAGGGAAUUGUAUUUGAAAAAAAAUUAACUUGUAAUUAUGGGCACAAUUAAUUUUUUUAUUAAGGGAUAUAUACAAUUUAUUAGAAAUAUUAUUUGAGACACCUGUAUAUAUAUAGUAUGUAUAAAAUUGAGUUAACACUGUUGAAAAUGUUAUGUAACAGGAUAAUGAUCCACUCGCGGUAUCAAACAGUAAUCAAAAACGAAUCUUUUUUGACAAAUUGACAUUCAACAUUCCAAAACUGGAUCUGUAUUAUUUUAAAAACAAACUAUAUGUUACAGGGUUAAAGUAAAAUCAUGUAUCCAAAUAAAUGCCAGAUAUUUUAUUUA
Formica exsecta is the source of this 815-nucleotide messenger RNA. RefSeq names its product phosphatidylinositol N-acetylglucosaminyltransferase subunit P (gene PIG-P). Lineage: Eukaryota; Metazoa; Arthropoda; Insecta; Hymenoptera; Formicidae. The transcript has a single exon. The record is from RefSeq and is a predicted model, not a curated record. Gene Ontology annotation, biological process: GPI anchor biosynthetic process. Gene Ontology annotation, molecular function: phosphatidylinositol N-acetylglucosaminyltransferase activity. Bases 133 to 516 code for a protein of 127 amino acids.